AUGCAGACGAUCGAGAAAGCCCUGCAUCAACCGAUGCCCUUCACAACUGGUGGACAAACCAUAUCGGAUAGGUUGAAUGCCGCAAAACACUCGCUGGCUGGGAGUCAACUCGGGAAAACAAUCUGCAAAGCGACCACCGAGGAGUUGAUGGCCCCAAAGAAGAAACAUCUUGAUUAUCUCCUUCACUGCACAAACGAGCCCAAUGUGUCAAUACCGUCGAUGGCGAACUUGUUGAUCGAGCGAACGCAAAAUCCAAACUGGACGGUCGUCUACAAAUCCCUCAUCACCAUUCACAAUAUUAUGUGCUACGGAAAUGAGCGCUUCUCGCAAUACCUCGCCUCGUGCAACACGACUUUCAAUCUCGGGAAUUUCCUUGACAAGAACUCAACUCAAGGAUACGAUAUGUCCCAACACGUGCGCCGAUACGGGAAAUACAUCGGCGAGAAAAUCGCCACAUACAGAGUUUGCGCUUUCGAUUUUUGCAAGGUGAAACGUGGUCGUGAGGAUGGACUCCUUCGCACGAUGCACACCGACAAGCUUCUAUCAACGUUACCGAUUCUUCAGAAUCAAAUCAACGCCUUGCUCGAGUUCCAAGUGAAUGCGAGCGAGUUGAGCAAUGGGGUGAUCAACUGCUCGUUUAUUCUUCUUUUCCGUGAUCUCAUUCGUCUCUUCGCUUGCUACAAUGAUGGUAUGAUCAACUUGCUCGAGAAAUACUUUGACAUGAACAAGAAGCAGUGCCGUAACGCACUUGACACAUACAAGAGUUUUUUGAAUAUGUUGGACAAAGUGUCGGAAUUUUUGCGAGUCGCAGAAAGUGUCGGAAUUGAUAAGACGGAAAUCCCCGAUUUGACGCGCGCGCCCGCUUCACUUCUUGAGGCACUUGAGAGCCAUCUUCAUCAUUUAGAGGGUGGACGUGGACCCCCACCUGGAUCUCAACCACCGCCACAGAUUCAACAAUUCUCAUCGGCCGCUUAUGGAGCACCAAAUGUGGGAGGAGUUGGUGGAGGUGCACAGACGGACAUGGACCGACAAAAAUACAUCGAGAUGGAGAAAGAACGGAUGAAACAGUUCGAAAAUCAACGACAACAGGGCGGACCUGCAGGCGCUGCAUUCAAUCCAUUUGCCACCGGAGCCGCCGUUCCACCAGGUCGAACGCAAAAGGCUACGGAUACAGAUCUUGUCGAUUUAUUUGCGGCUCCAAUUCAACAACAACCCGCCAUCGAUCCAUCGAAUCCAUUUGCCGCGUUUGGAGCCCCGGUUGCGCAGAAUCAAUCCGCUCAACAACAGCAGCAUACACCUUUCUACCAACAACAGCCUUCAAUUGUGCCUUAUGGAGGUGCCACAUCGUAUGGAGCUCCGGUGUACACGAAUGGUACGUCGUCUGUCUACCCGUCGAUUCCCUCAAGUUCGGCCACCUUUUCACCGGACUUUUCACGAGCUUUCGCCAUCGCCACCACAAGCACCACUACCGUACCCGUCACCCAGGGAAUGGGCUUUAAAGACGACACUGCGUCGUUUAACCCGUUCGCUAUUGGGACUGCGGCGACUCAAGGAGGACAAUGGGCUGCAGACUUUGGACAGCAACAGGGACAGGAUCUCGGUUUUGAUCAAGGCGUCCACGGUGCUCUGCCCGGAAAUGCGAACCCAUUUGGAGUCACUGCACCACCCAACACUGCACCGCCGGCUGUUGAAACUGUGCAGCCACAAUCCGGCAUCUCAGCUCAGUCAAGCACUGCAUCCACCCCAUUGCCCAUUGCUGGUGCAAAUCUUGGCAUUUAUGAGAACACCCCUUUUUCGAGAAUGGAUGGAAGUUACACGACCCAGUCAAUGUUUGAUGCACAAGCGGCUCCGCAAACGCAACCGAAUCCACAAGAUCAAACAAAUGUGGACUCGGCUCUGUCGUCGUUGGCCAGCAAUCUCACCAUCUCGGGGGCACAAAAUGAUGUGAAACCGGUUCAAUGGAGUGGAAUGGGACAACCAGCCCGACCAAAUCCACCAGUUGGCACCUCCACGUACAAUCCGUCACCUAUGGCAUUCUCGCAGCCUCCCGCUUACGGUGCCCCCAACUAUGGAAUGCCCGCGUAUGGAGGAGCUCCAGCGUAUGGACAACCGCAAAUGUGGCCACAAAUGGGAAUGCAGGGUGCUCCUGGAAUGUACGGAAUGCAACAACAACCAGCCUACGGAGGACAACCCGGUGCCUAUGGCUACCCGCAACAGGGUCAACCGACCGCUCAAGUGAACCCACAAGCCGGUGGAGCUGCCGACACGUCGAAUCCUUUCGGAAAUCCCUUCAGU
Messenger RNA from Mesorhabditis belari, 2295 nucleotides. The record is from the annotation of a GenBank genome assembly. NCBI's taxonomy places the organism in Eukaryota, Metazoa, Nematoda, Chromadorea, Rhabditida, Rhabditidae.